This is a messenger RNA of Trifolium pratense (red clover), 4562 nucleotides long. Its product is annotated as histidine kinase 1-like. Gene Ontology annotation, biological process: phosphorelay signal transduction system; phosphorylation. The record is from RefSeq and is a predicted model, not a curated record. The coding region runs from base 675 to 4187 and encodes 1170 amino acids. The transcript is spliced from 13 exons. NCBI's taxonomy places the organism in Eukaryota, Viridiplantae, Streptophyta, Magnoliopsida, Fabales, Fabaceae. Gene Ontology annotation, molecular function: phosphorelay sensor kinase activity.
UAUAGCAUAAACAUGGAUAAGGCAUCCUCAAUAAAAACACCACAACCCUCUCUUUCACUUUUUCUACCUCCAUAUUCUCCAUAUAAUAAUUUGUGUCAAAUCAUAUGGAUCUAUAUUAAAACAUACAAAAUCAAUUCAUAGUAUAGUAGUAUAAUUAAAUUUCUUAUCACUUAGAAGUUGGAAAUAACAUAAAAGUACAAGUUGGUCUAAGUGAUAAGAAAUUUAAUUCUUUACAAUAAUAUGAAUGGAAUGUGAAUUAGAUUUCAAUGUUAUUUUGGAAUACAGCUGUUAUAAGAAAAAAGAGAAAUGGAGAUUGAGAUUGAUAUAAAUGUAUGGAAAUAUAUAAAUAAUAUAACUCAAAAUUAAAAUUACAAAAAAAAACUGUUUAUACUUUAUAAAGUUUAUACACACUAGCGCUGUAAAAAAAAGCGGGCAAACGCACUAGUGUUUAUCUUUUCUGUACCUUAAAAAAAUAAAAAAGUUAAGUUUUAUCCAAAUUCAUAAGAAAAAAGUAAACACAAAAUUUAAACAUAAAUUACUUGUAAUAAUAAAACUAACUCCUUUAAGCUCAUAUAUAAUAACAGCUUUCAAGUAACUGUAGAGUGAGUUACAAGUGGCAGAAGAAAAAAGACCAAACCUCUUCUGUAUGUUUUCCAGGUUCAAGUUUUCCUAUCAUGGCUACUAAGUGCAUGCAUGUUUUUGAUAGAUUGAUGUUUUCUGUCACUUGUUGGAAGAAAAGUAGCACACAAACUGGCAGAAGAAAGUUCCAUAGGGAUGUAGAGAAAGAAGAAUUCCAGUAUGCAAGUACUCAAUGUCUAUCAUCCUAUUACAGUGUCUUCGUCGUUCGCCUAGCAAUCAUGGUUAUGCUAGCUAUCUUGAUUGGUCUACUGACCAUCCUAACAUGGCAUUUCACAAAGAUUUAUACAACAAAAUCUCUAAAUAGUUUGGCUUAUGACCUGCGUUACGAACUUCUGCAACGUCCCAUCUUGAGGAUGUGGAACAUUUUGAACUCUACUGCUGAAAUCACAACUGCUCAAGUUAAGUUGUCUGAGUAUGUUAUCAGAAGCCACAACAAACUAGCCACUCAAGAAGAUCAUGUUGAGAUGUAUGAAGCCAUGAGAGCUGUCACAUGGGCACUGUUUUCUAGUCGAAAAGCUCUCAACUCGAUUACUGUCAAAUAUGGAAACGGUUUUGUCCAGGCAUUUCAUAGAGACUUGAAGGAUAAUAAUAGUACUUUUUACAUUUACACUGAUCUUGCAUAUAACGAGACCAGCGAAGCUUUGAAUGAUAAAGAAAUUCAUAACAACAAGACUGUGAUUUGGUACCGGGAACAGCUUGAUCCAGUUAGUGGCGAGAAGAUUGGAAAAGCAAUGAAAAUUGCACCAGAAGACUCGAUAAGUAUAGCUGGCAUGUCACAAGUACCUGAUGGUGUAGCUUCGUGGCACGUUUCUGUGAGCAAGUUUACAGAUUCACCGCUACUUUCAGCAGCAUUGCCGGUUUGGGAUUCUUCUAAUAAGAGUAUUGUAGCAGUUGUCGGUGUCACAACAGCGCUUUAUAGUGUAGAGCAGUUAAUGAAGGAACUAGUUGACAAGCACAGUGGUCAUAUGUAUUUGACUUCUCAAAAGGGCUAUUUGCUUGCAACUUCCACAAAUGACCCUCUACUGACAAAUUCAACAAAGAAACCUAAGCUUAAACUGGCUGUUGAUUGCGAUAACGAAGUAAUACGAGAGGGAGCGAUGUGGCUACAGAAAACCUAUGGAAACAAUUUUCCUCCAAGUCACGAGGUUCAUGUAGAGAAUGCCAGGCUAGGUCACCAGCAAUAUUACAUUGACUCAUUCUUCCUAAACUUGAAAAAGCUUCCUCUGGUCGGUGUAAUAAUCUUACCAAGGAAGCAUAUCAUGGGGCAGGCAGAUCAAAGAGCCUUCAAAACAUUGGUUAUUCUGAUAUCAGCAUCAUUGUGUAUUAUAGUCAUUGGAUGUGUUUGCAUUUUGAUAUUGACAAAUGGAGUAUCAAAGGAAAUGAAUCUAAGAGCAGAAUUAAUCAGUCACCUGGAAGCAAGAAGGAAGGCCGAGGCAUCCAGCAACUAUAAAAGCCAAUUUCUUGCAAAUAUGAGUCAUGAAUUACGGACACCGAUGGCAGCAGUAAUCGGAUUACUUGACAUUCUUUUGUCUGAUGAUUGUCUCACAAAUGAACAAUAUGCAACUGUUACUCAAAUAAGAAAAUGUUCAACCACAUUGCUCCGUUUACUCAAUAACAUCUUGGAUCUAAGCAAGGUGGAAUCUGGAAAACUUGUCCUAGAAGAUGCAGAAUUUGACUUGGGAAAGGAACUUGAAGGGCUUGUAGAUAUGUUUUCUGUGCAAUGCAUUAACCACAAUGUAGAAAUUAUUUUAGACCUUUCUGAUGAUAUGCCGAAGAUAGUUCGGGGAGAUUCUGAUAGAGUUGUUCAAAUUUUUGCAAAUUUGAUCAACAACUCAAUCAAGUUUACUCUAUCUGGUCACAUUAUUCUGAGAGGAUGGUGUGAAAACCCAAAUUCUUAUGGUGAUAACGAAAGUUUUACUAUGGAGCAGAAGAAAUUGGUGUGUUCUCAGAAGACCAUAACAAAGCAGCAUGAAAACACUGCAAAGAAGACUUCUAAUAAUGAUAAGAAAAUGAUACUUUGGUUUGAAGUCGAUGACACGGGCUGUGGUAUUGACCCAAGUAAAUGGGAUUCGGUGUUUGAAAGCUUUGAGCAAGCUGACCUAUCAACUACUAGGCUGCAUGGAGGCACUGGUCUUGGUCUAUGCAUUGUCAGAUCCUUGGUUAAUAAGAUGGGUGGAGAAAUUAAGAUUGUCAAAAAGGAAGGCCCAGGAACACUAAUGCGAUUGUACCUGCGACUCACCGCACCUGUGGAUGCCACAGAACAACAUUGUCAAGUCGAUUUUGCUAACAAUAACUUAGUGGUACUUCUUGCACUACAUGGCAACAUGAGUAGAUUAAUUACAUCUAAGUGGUUAAAUAAAAACGGUGUGGUCACUAUGGAAGCAUCUGAAUGGAAUGGAUUAACACAAGUUCUAAAAGAACUAUUUCAUGCCAAAACUCCAACUCAUAACAAUGACUUCGAUGCACAUUAUUCAGCUCAUCGGGGUCUGAAAUCUAAACUGCUGAGUCUGCAAGAAUUGACAAACCCUAUAUUUGUAAUUGCUGUUGACAUUGAUCUACUUGACUUGAGCACAGAUAUUUGGAAGGAACAGAUUAACUUCCUUCACAAGUACUACGCGAGAGCAAAAUUCAUAUGGUUACAAAACCAUGACUCGUCCAAUAACGUAAAGACGGAGCUUCGCAAGAAAGGACAUAUACUAACUGUCAACAAACCUCUUUACAAAGCAAAGAUGAUUCAUAUUUUGGAAGAUGUCAUAAAGGAAAGAAAUAUUGAGGUACAAAAGAAAAAUACGAUUACUCCAAGAACCACAGUGAAAGAGAGUGAUUUGCAUGAGAGUUUUGAAAUUGAUUAUAAUCAUUGUGAUGUUGCAAGCUCAGAUGGUUCUGACAUAUCGGAAAUUGGUAGUUCUAAUCCAUCAUCACUAUAUCUGAAAAGUAACUGCUUAUUAGGAUUAACUAAUGAAUAUAUGGAACAAAAUAGUUCUAGGAAAGAAGCAUCCGUUUCGAAAAGAGAAAAAGGUGAAGAUUCUGAAUGUAGUAGGGUCAAUGGUUCAACUAAAGCCGUUAAUGGAAAGAAGUCUCUUGAAGGAUUGAGGAUAUUGCUUGCAGAAGACACAGUAGUAAUUCAAAGGGUUGCAACCAUAAUGCUAGAAAAAAUGGGAGCCGUUGUUGUUGCUGUAGGUGAUGGACAACAGGCAGUAGAUGCUCUAAAUGGCACGCUUGGUGUCGAAGAUUGUAGAAUGGAGUCUCUCUUAAAGGAAAGGAACAAAGAAACAUCUCAAACUGAGAUUCUAAGCUUCCCUGCAUAUGACUUGAUCCUUAUGGAUUGCCAGAUGCCAAAGAUGGAUGGAUAUGAAGCAACAAAAGAAAUAAGGAAAUCAGAAGUGGGAAGUGGAUUCCACAUUCCAAUUGUUGCUCUUACAGCUCAUGCAAUGUCAUGUGAUGAAGCCAAAUGUUUGGAAGUUGGCAUGGAUGCUUAUUUAACUAAGCCAAUUGACUUUAAACUUAUGGAGUCUACCAUUCUUUCGCUCACAAAAGAGAAAGCUUAACAUAUGAAAAAGAAGGAUAUGAUAUGGUGAUGCUAACAAAGGAUUGAUCCUAGUCUUAGAUAGCCAAUAAAAAUUAUAAAUGGAAAUUUUUUCUCACCUUCCAACAUGAGUUCCCAUGUAUAUACAUAAAAACACAUUAAUUUUGUGUCGUAUGAAAGUGUACUUCUGAACGAUUUUUGUAGUAUGGAAGUAUACUUCCAGAAACAUGAGAGAAUAUUUUAUAUAGUAACAAAGGCAGGCGCAAAAGUAUCGCCCAAAUAUAAAUGUAUAGUAGUUUACAAAUAUCGGCAUUAGGAAAUUUCAACAUUUUUCUGAAUUAAUAACUCAUUUGUACAGCAAAUGAAUGAAGCUUGUUGUGUUGCAGUUUGUUUCUAA